Molecule: messenger RNA, 421 nt
Organism: Oxyura jamaicensis (ruddy duck)
Lineage: Eukaryota; Metazoa; Chordata; Aves; Anseriformes; Anatidae
Product: signal-transducing adaptor protein 2-like
Exons: 4
Molecular function (GO): signaling adaptor activity
Source: RefSeq, a predicted model, not a curated record
AUGAAGGUGCCCUCGGACCUGGUGCUGCUGCCCGGCCACAGGUUCCAGCUGCUGGCGGCCCUGCAGGAGGAGCAGGAGCGCCGCGCCGUCCCCAGGGAGCCGCUGGUCCCGCCCUUUCCCAGCUGCUUCUACAACGUGUCACGGGGGGAGGCCGAGCGGCUGCUGGAGCGCAGCACGGGCGGCGGGAACAUGGUGCUGCGCCCCGGGGGGCACGGCCACGGCUUCUCCAUCACCACGCGCCAGACGCUGAACAACACGGCUCUGAUCAGGCACUACAAGGUGAUCGACCUGGGCCAGGGCUACUGCAUCAACAUGGAGACGCCACACUACUGCUCCUCGCUGGCCAAGGUGGUGCAGUACUUCGUGGAGAUGAGCAAGGGCAGCCUGCAGCCCCUGCACUCGGAGUACAACCAGAAGCUGG